AAUUUCAUUGCAGGCCCAUGAUGACCCCUGUGAGCCGUAGCUGCCACAGCUAGUCAGAUGCUGCACGAUGGCCAAGCCGGGGACCGACAGAGAUGGAGCCAUGGUGGAAAAGAUGACCGGGAAGAAGAGUAAAGAUAAAAUCUCCCCAUUUACCAAAACGCCGAAGCUGGAUCGGAGUGAGAUAAUGGGGAAGCCGAAGUCUUCCAUGAAACGCAAGCUCUCCUUCAGUGUCAGUCCGCCCUGUAACGAGAAACGGGACUCAGACACAGAUGAAGAUGGUCCUGAUAAGAAGAGGGUAAAAAAGGAGUCUGGGGGUAAGAAGUCCACCCCUGUGAAUAUUUUGUUCGGUUACCCACUGUCUGAACGCUUGCAAAUGGCCCUGGUGAUGCAGAUGACAGCAAGAGACAACAGUCCAGACUCUGAGGACCCUCCGUCAGUCAAUCCCUCCAGUGUAGAUGAGAACAUGGAGUACUCAGACACUGAGAAGGACUCUGAUGGCAAAUGGACCACAGCAAAGGCCACAUCUUCAGUGUCUGGUGUGGAUGAGUAUGAGUUCAAGGACGAGGAAGAGGAGGAAGACCUGAGCAAGGCCCUAAAUGACAGACACAUCCUGAGACGAGAAGCGCGUCAGAAAGAGAAGGAGGAAAAGGAGCAAAACCAUUACACACUCAAACAGUCCAACAAGAGUGAUCAGUCGACGUCAUCCUGCAAAUUAAAAAAGCCAAAGUCAUCCCGAGUCCUCUACAGCAGUUCAGAUAGCUCCGAGGAUGAAAUGGAGGCUCCAUCAGAACGAAAGUGUUCACCGACCAGGUCACUCUGCAACGAUACUCACAAAACAGAAAGCAGGACAAAAAGAGAAAGCUUAACCCUAACGGCAUCCGAAAAAGGUAAAGCGAACAAGAAGAACAACAAGAGCCAAAUCAAAAACAAAGAAAAUCAAGAGGUUCAAGAGGACAGAAAAGAAAACAGCAAGUCUCUUCUUUUUUCUACAGCGACAGUGUCUGACAACUCUGAUAAAAGUGUUCAAGAGGAAAACUCUUUCAAAAUGUCCUUCAGCCCAAAGGACGAUUCGUCAGUGCACCUUUUUCACUUGUCGGCUGUGAAAUCCCCAAAGCUCAAUUACAGCCAAACUGACAAGCAGAUGACUCCAUUAAAACAGGAAAAUGAUAAGACUUUUGUCUCCAUUGGAGAUGGAUCCUGCAAUAUGGAUAGUGUCAAUUAUAACCACUACACAGAUUCAGACUACACAGAAGGUUCCAGCAGUAAGAGCUGUAUGCACAAGGACAAAAGCAAACAUCACUAUAAGGAACACAGCUUGGAAGGAGAUGACCGAAGCUCCAGCCCUUUUAAAGAUGCCAGUUUAAGCAACAGUAUGGAUGACUCUAAAGGAGCCUUCAGGAAGGCUGACAAAGAUGGUAAGGUUGUCAAGCAGCAUAAGCUAAAACACAAGGAGAAGGACAAGUGUAGGAAAGACUACGAGUCUGAGAGGAAUCGGCAUCGCCAGAAAGAACUACGGAAAGAUGGACAUAGGAACGUGAAGUUUGACCGAGAAUUUUGGAAGGAGAAUUUCUUCAAAAGUGACGAGAAUGAAGAACUUAAAGGGAAAUGUGAGACACCAGGCAGUUGCUCUCCUCAGAAGUCCCUUGACUCAUCACCAAUUAAAGAAGAAAAGGCCACUUUAAAAGACAAACACUCGAUCUGCAACAGCAUUAAGGAGAGAAAACAAAAAGACGAGCGAAAGAAACACAAACUCAUAAAAAAAGAGAAGAAAGAGGUGGCAUAUAAAGAUGCUCAAGGAGGAAAGGACUGGAAAGGGGCUGAAAAUGAUGACUGGACAGAAAGUCUUAACUUGUUACGGAAGCCUGAAGACUCUCUUCCAAGUCCUUGUGUUAAAGAGGAGGUAGAAGACAGGCCUCUCACUGGAAACUUGGUAGAUCACAAUCAGCUAGAGACCACAGAGAAGAGCUCUAGAGAUAGAAAUGAUAAACGGCUACCCACAAAGGACCGAGAAUCUGAAAAAGAGCGGCACAAGGAAAAGGACAAGGAUAAAGAGAGGUCACAGCAGAGUAGGGACAGCAAACUCGGUAAAGCAAGGCCUGUUGAGUCAGAGUUGGACAGGUCCAAAUCCAAAGCCUCCUCUGCACAAAAGGAAACCCAUCCCAAUGUGAAAAGAUUGGGUAAUGAUGACCUCAUGCAGACCAGCUUUGAACAAAUGCUUAGCCUGAUGGAUCAGGAGAUUGAGCAGUGGCGUAAGAAACACUUGGAAAAGAUCAAGCAAAAAGCGAGGGAAAGGCUGAAACAACGACCAGGAGCCGACUCUGGGAAGCAGAAGAACAAAGAUAAAGCAAGAAUUUCCACUUCCAGUGAACCAAACAAAGAACUCUUGUGCUCGAAAUGCUCAUAAACCCCAGAGGUUUUCAGUCAUGAGAAAAAUUUUUACAGAAAAUUUUAAAAUUUUAUACAUACUGAUUGUGCAUUUGUAAAUACCCAUGUAAUUAUUAUUUUUAACUUGUAAAAAAAAAAGAAAAAAAAAAGAAGAAAAUACCAGAAAGGAAGUUAACAGCAUUGAUGUGUCUUCUCGUUAGAAAAAGGAAACAUACUUUUACACUUUUAAUGAGAACACAACAAAACAUAUUUUUUACAAGACGCCUUUUGAACGAUGGUUCUUAAAAUAUGUCUAUUUUAAUAUUUACUUGUUACAGGAUAAUGUACACAAUUGUA
Messenger RNA from Ictalurus punctatus (channel catfish), 2721 nucleotides. RefSeq names its product ankyrin repeat domain-containing protein 12-like. The transcript is spliced from 4 exons. The coding region runs from base 68 to 2404 and encodes 778 amino acids. Gene Ontology annotation, cellular component: nucleoplasm. The record is from RefSeq and is a predicted model, not a curated record. NCBI's taxonomy places the organism in Eukaryota, Metazoa, Chordata, Actinopteri, Siluriformes, Ictaluridae.